Messenger RNA from Polyodon spathula (Mississippi paddlefish), 2686 nucleotides. RefSeq names its product arrestin domain-containing protein 3. Gene Ontology annotation, biological process: protein transport. Gene Ontology annotation, cellular component: cytoplasm. The transcript is spliced from 8 exons. Bases 86 to 1342 code for a protein of 418 amino acids. The record is from RefSeq and is a predicted model, not a curated record. Lineage: Eukaryota; Metazoa; Chordata; Actinopteri; Acipenseriformes; Polyodontidae.
AGAAAAAAAAGGUCACAUUUUAUAUGAGAUCUUAAUUAAUUUUUUUUUUUUCACAGAAUUAUUUUUGUACAUUUUUCUUACAACCAUGGUGCUGGGGAAGGUGAAGGGUUUUACAGUAAGCUACGACUGUCUCAAUGACAGCAAUGUCCCUGUGUUCUCCAGCGGGGAUUCCGUCUCAGGAAGGGUGGUCAUCGAGGCCACGGGAGACAUCAGAGUGAAAUCUCUCAAAAUCCACGCCAAAGGGUUUGCAAAAGUUCGAUGGACUGAAUCUAGAAACGCCGGAUCCAAUACUGCCUACACACAGAAUUUCACCGAAGAAGUGGAAUACUUAAAUCAUAAAGACAUCUUAAUUGGACAUGAAAGAGAUGAUGAUAACUCCGAAGAAAGUCUCACCACUAUUCAUUCAGGAAGACACGAGUAUGCAUUUAGUUUUGAGCUUCCACAAACGCCACUGGCUACCUCCUUUGAAGGCAAAAAUGGCAGUGUGCGCUACUGGGUGAAAGCUGAACUUCACAGGCCCUGGCUUCUGCCAGUGAAAGUGAAGAAGGAAUUUACAGUCUUUGAGCACAUUGACAUCAACACUCCUUCGUUGCUGUCACCCCAGGCAGGCACAAAAGAGAAGACUCUUUGUUGCUGGUUCUGCACCUCAGGUCCCAUCUCCUUAAGUGCCAAAAUUGAAAGAAAGGGCUACACCCUCGGGGAAUCCAUUCAGAUCUUUGCUGAAAUUGAGAAUUGCUCCUCCCGCGUGGUAGUGCCAAAGGCAGCCAUUUACCAAACACAGACUUUCUAUGCCAAAGGGAAAAUGAAGGAAGUCAAACAACUCAUAGCCAAUCUGCGUGGGGAGUCCUUGUCCGCUGGCAAAACAGAGACGUGGAGUGGCAAAAUGCUGAAAAUCCCUCCAGUGUCUCCCUCCAUUCUGGACUGCAGCAUAAUCAGAGUGGAAUAUUCACUAAUGGUAUAUGUGGAUAUUCCUGGAGCAAUGAACCUGCUCCUGAAUUUGCCUCUGGUCAUCGGUACGAUACCCCUGCACCCUUUCGGCAGUCGCACCUCCAGUGUGAGCAGUCAGUGCAGCAUGAACAUGAAUUGGCUGAGUAUGGCACUUCCGGAAAGACCCGAAGCACCACCAAGCUAUGCAGAAAUUGCCACAGAAGAACAGAGACAGAACAGCAUGGCACCCCCUGCUGCACGGGAUGACUUUGAGCGGGCACUCGAGGGACCACUAUUUGCAUAUAUCCAAGAGUUCCGCUUUCAACCACCGCCCCUCUAUUCAGAGAUUGACCCAAAUCCAGAUCAAGUAAACGGCAUUGAAGAAGGGAGACCAGAUUCUUGCCCAUCUCGCUGAAGGAAACCCGGACCCACCCUGAGUUUACUUGAGGAUUUUUAUACUAGCGUCCUGCUCUGUUUCAAACAGAGAAAAUGUGACGAGAAGUCCACUACGAGCAGAGGAAACUGUCGGACACUUUCCUGCCGAGUGGUGGACUGACAUUAGACAACCUGUGAUAAUCAUGAAGCCAACGGCCUAAGUACACAAGAGACUGCUCUGCCUGCCUAGAAAACAUAGCUUUCCAUAACCAUGGCACGUACGUAGCUCUGUAGAGAGCAGGUUCUGUAGAAAAACAAAACAAACAAAAACAAGCGUUUCCUACAUGGCGUUAAGCAGCAUUUUACUUCAGAGGGAAGAUUUGUUUUUGUUGUUGUUAUUUUGUCCUCCUGCCUCUUUUGGAAGUUUGCGCAUAUUGCCUAGUGCUUGUGUUGCGUGGCUCUUUUUUAAAAUCAUGAAAAAAAAAAAACUUUUUUUUUUCCUCAUUUUAUGCUGGACUAGAGAAUGCAGACUUUACUUAAUCUGCACAACUAUGAACAAUGCAGAGUACAGCAUUAAAAAAAAGAAAAGAAACUGAAAUGAAGAAUGCAAUGACUUUUAGUUCUUAUUAAGAAAUGUAGCCUGGACUGUACCGGUGUUGGACCUGCUCAGUGCUGUCCUCUCGGGCUGAUACUGCAUCACCUUUUUAGCUUGGAUCCAAUCCUGGCUUGGUUUUCAAAUGUCAAAUGCCUUUAGCCCAUUUUUGUUUUGCUGUAUGUGUGUUCCUCAGCCUCCUGUAGUAGAACAGCAACAGAUCACAAACCGAGUUACAAACACAACAAGCUGAUAUUCCACGGAAUACUAGUGAGGGGCAUUUUGAAGACUCUUCAGAUUGAGCGUUUGUUGCCUUUCUACUAUAACCACAGAGCAGCGUUGUUACAUACUGCCUAAAACACUCACUCUCAGGUGAACGUCUCACUUGCCAAACAGUUGUUUUUUUCUUUUUCUUUUAAUUGCACUGUUGAAGAUAGUAAACCUAAUAAUGUGGGAUACAAACCAAGAUAUGAGGCAGUUUUAAAAGACAAAUAAGAUUCCCUUUUUGUCCUGCCGAGCUUGCAGAAUCCACCCAUACCAAAUGUUUUCCAGUCCUAUGAAGCCAAAAAAAAGAUAGAAAGAUACAGACUAUUACAGCAACCAGUUAGGCACAGAGGCCAAAGAGGUCUGGUUUGCUGUAUGGCUGUAACGCUGUUAAACCUUCAAGCAAGUUAGAACAGGCCGACAUGUUCUAGACUGUUUAAAUGCAUUAUAUUAAAGAAAGAUGAAGCAAAUGGAAGUCUGUUGAUGAUUUUAUUUCUUUUUAAAGGUUGAAGGACUGGGAAAACAUUU